Ictalurus punctatus (channel catfish) is the source of this 1029-nucleotide messenger RNA. RefSeq names its product engrailed homeobox 2a (gene en2a). Bases 223 to 1029 code for a protein of 268 amino acids. The record is from RefSeq and is a predicted model, not a curated record. Gene Ontology annotation, biological process: neuron differentiation; regulation of transcription by RNA polymerase II; multicellular organism development. Gene Ontology annotation, cellular component: nucleus. Gene Ontology annotation, molecular function: DNA-binding transcription factor activity, RNA polymerase II-specific; RNA polymerase II cis-regulatory region sequence-specific DNA binding. The transcript is spliced from 2 exons. NCBI's taxonomy places the organism in Eukaryota, Metazoa, Chordata, Actinopteri, Siluriformes, Ictaluridae.
UAUGGUUCUUCUUUGUGAGCACGACGCACGGGAAGAAGAUCUGUUUACAAUCCCAAACCCACGCUGAUUAUUAUUAUUAAUAAUAUUUGGCAUCUUAUUAUUGUUUUUACGAAAACAAAGUGGAGCGCAGUCGGUCCGUAUUGUAUAAAGUGCCUGAUAAGUGCGGGAAAGAAGGGUUAAAGAGAGAGACCGGGGAGAGAGAGGGAGUGUGUCCUUGUAAGUAUGGAUGAGAAUAAGCAGAGAGGGAGAGGAGACGCUCGGCGUGCCGGGGAGUCCGAGGUGAGAGCUCCGUCCCCGGGACACGCGCCUCCUCCUCAUCCUCCUCAUCCUCAUCCUCCGCCACCGCCGCCUCCUCACCGCGUCACCAACUUCUUCAUCGACAACAUCCUACGUCCGGAUUUCGGACGCAAAAAGCCGGAUGAAAGUGUGCUGAGACGGAAUGAAAGCAGCCCGGGACAGCCGGGAGAUGCUGGAGAGGUUGGACAGGUGUCCUCCACGGAGAGCACCUCCACACCACACACGGGCAAGAAAGCCGACACGGUGACAGACGACGAGCCGCUGAAAGUGCGAGGAGAAAGCAAGGAGCAGUGCCUGAGCUCGGACUCGGAGCUUUCUCAACCCAACUCGUCCACUUUAACCCAGAAUCAGCCCAUGCUCUGGCCCGCCUGGGUUUACUGCACGCGCUACUCGGACCGGCCCUCGGCAGGUCCCCGAACCCGCAGACCAAAGAAGAGCAGCAGCAGCAGCAGCAAGGAGGACAAGCGGCCGCGCACCGCCUUCACGGCCGAGCAGCUGCAGCGCCUGAAGGCGGAGUUCCAGUCGAACCGGUACCUGACGGAGCAGAGGCGGCAGAGCCUGGCCAACGAGCUGGGCCUUAAUGAGUCGCAGAUCAAAAUCUGGUUCCAGAACAAGAGGGCCAAAAUCAAGAAGGCUUCGGGAAUUAAGAACACGCUGGCACUGCACCUGAUGGCCCAGGGCCUGUAUAACCACGCUACCACCACCAAGGACGACAAAUCAGAUAGCGACUGA